This is a messenger RNA of Cuscuta epithymum, 2969 nucleotides long. Lineage: Eukaryota; Viridiplantae; Streptophyta; Magnoliopsida; Solanales; Convolvulaceae. The record is from the annotation of a GenBank genome assembly.
AAAAAAACAAACGUGAGCUGAUGUCUCGAUCCGCAAAAAAACAUUUAUCAAACAAGAUGUCAAAUUUAUGAGAAAACCAUUAACUGCUUCCUGUUUUGAUGACGAUGGAGAUGGAGGCAAAGAAGUAAAAGAAAAGGAAGAAAGAAAAGAAACUCGCAUAUAGAAAAGCUCAGCUCAUGGCUGUCAGCAUCAAGCCCUUGCACUGACGCGUCUAAGGCAUCCUCACCACCCUGGAAACGUUUACACUUGAAAUACCCAUUGCUGUCUCUUCCUCCUUCUUCCUCGGUCCCACCCCACCCCCCUGUUCUUCCCCCUAAAUCACUCCACCGCCUCUUCAUUUAAUCCCUUCCAUUUUCCGGCCACUUUCUUGAAAAUCCCGAUGUCUGAAAUGGCGGCCACGGCGGCUGGCGCUGCAAUCUGGUCGGGUCAACCCAUUCAACCGUCAGCUCCCCUUUAUCAGAUUUGAUUUUCGUUUUCUGAAAAAGACCAUUUUUUGGGUGUUGUUAUUGGGUUCUGGUAAGAUUUCUUUCUUUCCCAUACAAUGGAGGAGGAGAAAGUGGCGAUAACGAGGAAGCUGAUUGAAGUGGUGAACGAAAUAGCGGCCAUUUCUGACUUCAGGUCCGUGGUGAAGAAGCAGUAUUUCACUCUGGCCAGGCGGCUGAAGCUUCUUACUCCGAUGUUUGAAGAGAUUCGCGAUAGCAAAGAGGCGGUCCCUGAAGCCUCGUUGAAUGCGCUGGUAUCCUUGAAGGCUGCUCUGGACUCAGCUAAGAAUUUGCUCAAAUUUGGUGGGGAGGGCAGCAAAAUUUUCCUGGUUUUAGAAAGGGAUCAAAUUUUGAAUAAUUUUCACGAAGUGACCACUCAACUGGAACAAGCAUUGAGUGAGAUUUCUUUUGAAAACCUUGACUUAUCAGAUGAAGUUAAAGAACAGGUUGAGCUUGUUCUUUCUCAGUUCAAAAGGGCCAAAGUGAAGGCAGAUACACUUGAUGAUGACAUAUAUGAGGAUUUGUUAUCCCUUUACAACAGUAGUGAGACUUCUAUAGAUCCAGCUUUGUUGAGGAGACUGGUAGAUAAGUUACAACUAGCCGGAAUAAAUGAUCUUACACAAGAAUCUCUAGCUUUGCAUGAGAUGGUUACUUCUACAGGUGGGGAUCCAGAAGAGACCAUAGAGAAGAUGUCAAUGCUGUUAAAGAAGAUUAAAGACUUUGUGCAGACUGAAAAUGUCAACAUUAAUUCUUCCUCCGCCAUUGAGAAGUCUUCAUGUUUAGGAGAGACAUCCACAGAGGAGAGUGGAAAGACAACCCCAGUAAUACCAGAUGAUUUCCGCUGUCCUAUAUCUCUGGAGCUUAUGAAUGACCCUGUCAUUGUUUCAACUGGACAGACCUAUGAACGUUCAUGCAUUGAGAAAUGGAUAGAAGCAGGACACACCAGCUGCCCAAAGACACAACAGCCCCUAACUCACAACAUCCUCACCCCCAACUACGUCUUACGCAGUCUUAUAACACAAUGGUGCGAGUCAAACGGGAUUGAACCGCCUAAACGACCUGGCACAUCCCGGUCCCGCCAAAAUAAAUCCUCCUCCUCGCCCGUUGAAGACUGCAAGAUAGGAACUCUGAUAUCCAAACUCAGAUCAGGCAACCCGGAAGACCAACGGACAGCCGCUGGCGAGAUCCGUCUCCUUGCCAAACGAAACGCUGACAACCGUAUAGCGAUAGCAGAAGCCGGGGCUAUACCAUUGUUGGUCAACCUUUUAUCCAAACCCGAUUCCCGAACCCAAGAGCAUGCAGUCACAGCCUUACUUAACCUCUCCAUAUGCGAAGACAACAAAGGAGCGAUUAUAUGUGCAAAUGCGGUCCCUGGCAUCGUCUAUGUCCUCAAGAAAGCAGGCAUGGAGGCAAGAGAAAAUGCGGCAGCCACUUUAUUUAGUCUCUCUGUUGUGGAUGAAAAUAAGAUCAUAAUUGGUGCUUCGGGAGCUAUUCCUCCUCUAGUGGCUUUGUUAAAUGAGGGUAGCCAAAGAGGGAAGAAAGAUGCCGCCACUGCGCUCUUCAACCUGUGCAUAUAUCAAGGCAACAAAGGGAAGGCAGUUCGAGCAGGGGUGGUGGCCAUAUUAAUGCAAUUGUUGACCGAACCACAAGGGAGUAUGGUAGAUGAGGCGUUAGCCAUACUCGCUAUAUUAGCUAGUCAUCCCGAAGGGAAGUUAGCCAUUGGGACCGCGAAAGCUAUGCCGGUCUUAGUAUCCUUCGUAGCAAGUGGGUCCCCUCGAAACAAAGAGAAUGCUGCUGCGGUCUUGGGUCACUUAUGCUCGGCUGACCAGAAUGUGGUCAUAGCUCAGGAACUGGGUGUUAUGGAACCUUUGCUUGAUUUAGCACAGAACGGAACGGAGAGAGGGCGCCGAAAGGCUGCCCAGUUGCUUGAGAAAAUUAACAGGUAUGUUGAACAACAGAAGCAGGCCAGUCAGGUGACCAAAGAUCAAACAACUGAUAACCAGUCACAACCAGACACAUCUGUGGAUUGUUGAUUCGAGUUUUUUUUGGUUUAGUGCGUGGUUGUUUUCAAAACAUUUCGAUAGGGUGUAGGUGGAAGAUCACCUCAUCUUUUAUAUAUGUCUUACAUAUAUUUGUUCUUUAUCCUAUCAAAUGGGUCAAGAUGCAUGUAUACAUACAACAUCCUUUGGCAAAACUAAGGCUGAUUUGGUGAACAAGAACUGAAAAGGAAAACUCUGAAUUCCCCUCUCCUUCACUUUUUAAUGAAGGAGAAUGUGUCAUGUGUCAACCUUAAUUUAACAGUAGCUCACUUAUUUUACAAGAGAGAGAUGGUGUUUUUAGAUUUGAGUUCCAUUCAGACUCUAAUUUCUUUUGAGAAGGACAAGUAAUCCCAUAUGGUGGUUUGGUUUGUAUUCUAAUGUUUGGUCUAUAUUUAUCUGUCUCAACACUUGCGAAUUUUGCUACAAAUUUUGUAGACUUCUUUUGGGA